UGUAGGAGGCGAGUAGGCAUAUUUACAACAGACGUAGCGACGGUAGCAUUUUUCGCUUUAUUUCUGAGUGCCUCUUUAAUGACUGAAUUACGCAAAUUUUGGAAAUUCGGUGACAUUCCCCUCUAACAACGUAGAAACGUUGAACGAGCAGGUGUCUACAAACUUGUGGACAUAUAGCGUAGAUAUUAUUGUCCCUGCGUGUUUGUUACAUCGUGUUGCUUCAGCUCUGAAGGUCCGAGCAGCGCCACCAGUCUGGUGUCUGUCUGUACGGACAGUCUGCGAGUCUGCCAGCUAAAAAAAAAAGCAGGAGGGGCGAGCAGGAGCUAAAGCAGAGGAAUGAUGGACGGACAAACCCCGCAGCAGCCCGCACUGGUGUUCACGGAUUAGUGCUGGGAAACAGGAGGGCGUAGUGAAGAAGAAGCAGUGAGGAGCAUCUGCCCUCACCUCGUCUGUGACUCUCCUUUUUUUUUGGUUUCUUUCCCAAAGUUGAACCAACAAGGGCGUCCAUGACUGCUGACAUGGAGUUUACACAUGGAGCACAUGAUGGAGCUUCAGAGACAUUCUGAGUAAAAGUGGGAGUCGUUCUCUUCUUAAAUAAAGAUGCUGGAAGACUUAAGUGGGACACACACUAGACCACCCACCCCCAAAUCAACCUCUUUCAGUUUCUCUGCCCUGGCGUCCCUGCCACACUGCCUACACAUGGAUGGGAGCAGUCACCCUUUCAGGAGGACUCUGUACCGGCUGAAGUUGGUGAGCUCUCCGAACCUGAGCCAGCUGGGUAAGAGCGAGAAGACUUCUCUAGAAGAGCAAGGCUCAGGACCCAACGCCACCUGGAACAGCAUUCACAAUGCAGUUAUAGGAGUUUUCCAAAAGAAGGGGUUGGCAGACAAUGAGCUGUAUACACUCAAUGAAGGAGUAAGGCAGCUGCUGAAAACUGAGCUGGGCUCUUUUUUCACCGAGUACCUGCAGAACCAGCUGCUGACUAAAGGCAUGGUGAUCCUGAGGGACAAAAUAAGAUUCUAUGAAGGUCAAAAAUUACUCGACUCGCUGGCAGAGACGUGGGACUUCUUCUUUUGUGACGUUCUGUCCAUGUUACAGGCCAUCUUUCACCCGGUCCAGGGGAAGGAGCCGUCAGUGCGUCAGUUGGCUUUGCUGCUCUUCCGGAACACCAUCACCCUGAACAUGAAGCUGGAAGAGGCUCUUUCCAGACCGAGAGCUCGUGUCCCUCCAUCUAUUGUCCAGAUGCUUCUGGUCCUACAGGGUGUUCACGAGUCCAGAGGAGUGACAGAGGAGUAUGUGAAGUUGGAGUCGCUCAUUCAGAAGGUGGUGUCACCCUAUCUGGGCACGCAGGGGCUCUGCUCACAUGACUGUGAUUCCAAUGACUGCUCCUGUGUUAUUGAAAAGCGUUUGCAGUGGUGCUGGUCAAAGCCCAGUGACCCACCAGCCACUAACCCAGUAGUGCGCUCCAAGAGUUACAACAUCCCUAUGUUGACCCCCGUGGCUGAAUACGACUCUGAGGCCAGCUCAGUGGGCAGCGUGGGCAUCCGACGGCACUCUGCUUGCGAGGUCACAUCCUGCAUGGAGCAGCAGGGCUACUCUUCACUUUCUGUGGGCAUAGAGACCAGCUCCACCCCCCGCCUGUCUCUGGACCAUGACCUCACCUUAUCCGGAGUCAUCCGAGGAGCUGCCGGACAGCCUGCUCUCAUCUCGCCGGCCAUCUUUGUCCAUAACUCAGCGGGACCGUUACACACUGGCCCUCCGACGUCCACCUCUGAGAUGGAGAAGGCCGUCUCCUCUCCCACCAGCUGCUCCUCCAGCCCGGAAACUAUCGUCAUGCAGGGUGUAGAUUCACUGGAGUCAGACCAGGACGGGAUAUUCAUUGACUUUUCCCACUGCCGCUCUGACUCUUUCGGGACCAGCCGGAAGACUAGUUGACUUUAUUAGCAAAGUGCAGUGAACAUCAUGGCUCAAUAGCUUUUAGCUAUUAAGUGAAUUCUGAAUGCAGAAAUUAAAUUCAAAUUGCUUGAUGGAUUUUCCAAGUAAAUACACACAUAUAGUGUAUUUUCUCUAAACUGGAAUUGGAGAUGAACUCCUGCUGCCAGCCUCAGAUUGGAAAAAGUUCAGUCUGUGUUGGAUGUUUCUUUUUUCUUUUUUUUUUUUUUUAAGCUGUUGCUUUUGUAAGAUGUACUCUACCAAUGGAUGUACUGUACGUUUUUGGGAUAUUUCUACUUACUGUUUUCAUAGGUACCUGCUGUUACAUGGAGAGUUUACAGUUCUCCAUGUAUGUAUAAUUAAGACAUGAAUGUGAAAAUGUUUAAUCUAUGAUUGUUCUGGAAUCUAACAAUUUUCAUUUCAUUCAUUCUUAGGGCUGUGAACAUCAAUCAGGUAAAGCACAGUGGUAUUGUUUUGGGGUCUGAGUUCAGUUUUUUAAUAGCUUACAGCUUGAAUUAAAGACCAUGUACAUCCCAAAUCUUUAGAUACAAACUUGGACUUUUCAGUCUAUCCUCAGAUAAAGAUUUUACCUGUUUAGCAUGCUGGAGUUCAAAAAAUGUUGCACUCAAACUUUUAUUGUUUUUAUUUUAGCUGCACUACUAGAAAUGAGGAAAAGGGAAAUGGACAUUGAGAUAAAAAGCAAAAUGUGCUGUAUUGUGUCAGAUUCCCAUGUGACUUUUUCAAUCACUAAAUUAAUUGAUAUAAAACAACCAGUAUUAGGUUGUUUUGUGUAACAACAUAAAUGAAUUGUCAAUAGAGGAAUUUAAGUGAGACUACUUGAUGCUUUGUUCACAUAUUCUAUUUUUAAAAUCACCUCUGUGUGAGAGUGAGUAAUACAGAAUAUUGAAAUAUUUGAUCAUUCAAAGUUUUGGAUAUUCAUAUAGUAUAUUUGGGCUGGUAUACCCAACACUGAUUAUUCUGCAGGCACUAACUGAAAAUGACAUAUUGGGCAUACAAACCUACUGAGAGCAAUAUAAAACAAAUAAUCGUCUACUUGAAGGGGAAUUCCACUGAUUACAGAAGUCUUCAUAAAUCAGUUAUUGAGAUGUAAACAGUCUCAUUCAGCAUGGUUGGAUGUGAAAUGCUUCAUUAUAGAGAAACUUACUGACUCGGAUUUCUUUAUAGUGACGGGAACCAGGGAUGGCAAUGUCUGCAACACAGAUUAGUCAUUUUAUUUACAAAACAUCCAGUGAAUCUACACGUAUUUGGAGUUUUAUAUGUAAUGCUGAUAAUGGUAAAAUAGUGGUUAAUCUGGAAAAACAGUUCUUUUGAGUACCUUGUCUGGUUCCCGUUAUCACCACUGUGAACGACACUGUCUUGGUUAGUUUCUCUAGAAUUAAUGCAUCUCACAUUAAACCACUUUGAAUGACUGUUUACAUCUUAUUGACUGAGAAAUAUCUAGAAAUUAUGAAAUAUUGGUGUAAUUCCUCUUUAAACAUUGUUGAACAACAUACUGACUUAGUGAUAUAGCUAAUAGACAGAAAAAGAUUAGGCAGAGGAAGCUGUAAAUAAAAUGAGUUUAUUUGCACACCUCUAGUGAAAAUGUGAACUGUAUUGUGAUUGUAAAUACAUUAUUUAUUUUUUUUUCAUUCCUGUAAUUAAAUGUUGGAAUAGCCUUUAGGCAAUAUGUAUCAAAUCUACCACAAGGCCCUGUAGUUUUAUAGGAAAGUCUAGAAAGUUUUUUACUAAUGCAAUGUUUUUAGAAAUGUUGUUGAGAGAGGUUAAAGUGGAGGCCUACUUUUUCAAACUAGCUUUGUAUUUUUUGGCAAUCUAUGUUGAUUAGUUUCAUAAAAUGCUCCUUGUUACAUCCAUGUGAUUAAAACUAUUAAAACGA
Messenger RNA from Colossoma macropomum (tambaqui), 3826 nucleotides. It is a transcript of the gene prr5a, whose product is annotated as proline rich 5a (renal). The record is from RefSeq and is a predicted model, not a curated record. Bases 601 to 1935 code for a protein of 444 amino acids. Gene Ontology annotation, biological process: TORC2 signaling. Lineage: Eukaryota; Metazoa; Chordata; Actinopteri; Characiformes; Serrasalmidae. The transcript is spliced from 10 exons. Gene Ontology annotation, cellular component: TORC2 complex.